This is a messenger RNA of Brassica napus (rape), 1062 nucleotides long. Its product is annotated as ATP-dependent Clp protease proteolytic subunit 2, mitochondrial-like. Bases 131 to 838 code for a protein of 235 amino acids. Gene Ontology annotation, cellular component: endopeptidase Clp complex. Gene Ontology annotation, biological process: protein quality control for misfolded or incompletely synthesized proteins. Gene Ontology annotation, molecular function: ATP-dependent peptidase activity; ATPase binding; serine-type endopeptidase activity. The transcript is spliced from 2 exons. Lineage: Eukaryota; Viridiplantae; Streptophyta; Magnoliopsida; Brassicales; Brassicaceae. The record is from RefSeq and is a predicted model, not a curated record.
UGUGUGUGUAUGUUUGAAUAAAAAAAAAUCAUUUUAAUAAAUUUUCGCAAAAAAAAAAAAAAAAGAAUAAAAAUCUGAAACGCCUCGUUCGAUAAAUCGAGCAGAUCAACAAACAAACCCUAGAGUUCCGAUGAUGAUGAUGAUGAGGGGCCUCUUAUCAACUGCGACGAGCAGCGCAGGAGGUGGGAGAAGAAGCUACAGUCUGAUUCCGAUGGUGAUUGAGCACUCGUCGCGAGGAGAGAGAGCUUACGACAUCUUCUCUCGGCUGCUCAAGGAGCGUAUCAUCUGCAUCAACGGCCCGAUCAACGACGACACCUCCCACGUCGUCGUCGCCCAGCUUCUCUUCCUCGAGUCCGAGAAUCCUUCCAAGCCGAUCCAUAUGUAUCUCAACUCACCCGGAGGCCACGUCACCGCCGGUCUUGCAAUUUACGAUACGAUGCAGUACAUUCGUUCUCCGAUAAGCACAAUCUGUCUAGGCCAGGCUGCAUCAAUGGCCUCUCUCCUCUUGGCAGCUGGUGCCAAGGGACAAAGGCGGUCGCUUCCUAACGCUACCGUUAUGAUUCAUCAGCCUUCAGGUGGUUAUAGCGGUCAGGCCAAGGAUUUGACGAUUCAUACCAAGCAGAUUGUUCGUGUGUGGGAUGCGUUGAAUGGUCUGUACUCGAAACACACGGGUCAGCCUGUCGACGUGGUUGCCGAGAACAUGGAUAGGGAUAACUUCAUGACUCCCCAAGAGGCUAAGGCGUUUGGGAUCAUCGAUGAGGUGAUUGAUGAGAGACCCUUGGAGUUGGUGAAAGAUGCAGUUGUUGGGGGUGAAAGCAAAGAUAAGAGUUUGAGUUAAGGGAGUCACUCUGGUAAUCAAAAGUAUCUUCUUUUUUUUUUUCUUUGCUUCGGUUAGAUCACACUAUGGAUGAAAUUGAUGCUCUGCAGGGGCGGGCUUAAUCUCUUUAAAACUGUUUUUAUUCUUUAAUAAAUCGUGUUCAUGUUUCGGAACUCUUUUCCUUUUAGUUACACAGCUUCGUAUCUGAUUCGAGUAAAUGAAUAAUUGGAUUAAGUUUCAUGGUA